AUGAGGGAACGCGCCCUGGCCUCUGUUCUUGUCGCUACAAUCGUUAUCAUUGGAUAUGACUUAAGAUUAACAUCUAAUCUAAUCAUUUACGACAAGAUGCAUUUGAAAGAUUUCAUUUUGAUUCUAUUCAUUACAUUUUUAUUCAAUGAUCAUUUGACGACAAAAUCUCACUCAUUCUCUUGUCCAACAAACGAUCCCAACUGCUCGGUAAUAAAAAAUGAAGUUAAACCAGUGGCUGUUGGUGGUGGUGUUCGUCGUUUGUUUUUUCUCUUUCUUGGCUGUCUACUAACAACAUGUUUGAUCAUUGCAAUGAUUGUAACAUACAAUCGUAUCACAAAUCAACAACGGCAUCAACCGUUGAAUCUUCGUCAUCGAUUUCGUCAGGUUCUGCAAUCAAUCGGAUGGAACAAUGUGACCAAACGCGGCCGAUUUCCAUUCUUUUCAACCUCAUCGAACAAUCCAAAUACUCAUUCUUCUGGUACGCAUCGACAAGGUGAAACAUCCCGUGCUCAUCUCAACGAAAAUCAAGACGAAGCAUUAUUAUUCGAUGAUCCAUAUGCCGAUGGUGGUAUUGCCGGUGGUCUUCAUGGUUCAUCGACAAAUCCGUACAAAUCAUUAACCUUAUCAGUCACUUAA
Molecule: messenger RNA, 636 nt
Organism: Adineta ricciae
Lineage: Eukaryota; Metazoa; Rotifera; Eurotatoria; Adinetida; Adinetidae
Source: the annotation of a GenBank genome assembly